AUGGGCGACGAGAAGUUUGAUUAUCAGGCGGUCCCCAUCCCCUCUUACGCAGAAGCAACCGGUCAGCCUUCCUCCUCUCGAUCCGAUCUCGGCGACGGAAAUGACCUGGAACGACAAGAGUUACUCGGUCGCGAUCAUGCUGAGACCCGCGGUUACCACCCACCAACCGUGGAGUCGGCGCGCACCAGUCUCGAUGAACUGGAAUCGGCUGCCUCACGCUCUGACCGGGAAUCCGUGGAGGAACUGCGACGGGAAUUAGACCAGAUGGACGUGGAUGACUCGUCGACAUCCUUAACCGGUAGACACUCCGCGCUACGACAUCGUUUCUCUAAACAGCUAUCGAGUCUGAGCCGUACGUUGUCCGCUAUUCAACGACCCUUCCAACGAUAUAUGCCCAACUUUCGCUUUACGAUAAACCUCAACGACACGAGGGCACAUUUCAAAGAUCAGGGGUGCAUUCUGCUACUACGAGUGUUCGCUCUUUUACUCGUAGUCACUCUAGUAUACGUCUUCUUCAUCGCCGACGUCUUCAAUAUCAACAGUCGCAUGUCCAUGGGCCAGUCGUAUAGCGCCGCCUCCGUCGAGAAUUUCAUACAAGGUCAUAUCAACGAGACAAACAUCGCCGAAAACUUGCGACGAGUUACCAAUUACACCCACGUCGCUGGCACGGAAGGCAGCUUUGCCCUGUCACAGUGGAUUGAACAGGAGUUCCACAAUGCAGGGUUUGAUAAAGUCACGCGGGAAGAAUUUCAAGUGUACCUCAACUAUCCACGCAAGGAUGGUAGGAGAGUGGCAAUCAUCGAUCCACCCAGUCUAGCUUGGGAAGCCAAACUCGAAGAGGACAACGCCCAGGAUCUCAUUUUCCAUGGACAUUCGAAGUCAGGCAAUGUUACUGGACCUUUGGUAUAUGCGAAUUUCGGAUCCCGGGAUGAUUUCAAGCUGCUUGCAAAUAAAGGAAUUUCGCUCAAGGGAUCGAUUGCUUUAGUCCGCUACUAUGGCACCGAGACCGAUCGUGCCUUGAAGAUCAAGGCCGCUGAAUUAGCUGGAGCGGUUGGCUGUAUCAUCUAUUCCGAUCCUGCCCAGGAUGGAUUCGUUCAAGGCCCGACCUAUCCCGAAGGUCGUUACAUGCCAAAGGAUGGCGUACAAAGGGGCGGUGUCAGUAUGAUGUCGCAGGUUGUCGGCGAUGUUCUUAGCCCCGGAUGGGCAUCCACCCCGGGAGAAAAGCAUCGUUUAUCCCCGGAGGAAAGUCCUGGACUGCCCAAGAUUCCUAGUCUUCCUCUCGCCUGGCGCGAUGCACAGCCACUUUUGCAGGCCCUCAAAGGACAUGGCUCCAAGGUCCCAAAGGAAUGGGUGGGCGGUGUUCCCAAGAUUCAAGAGUGGUGGACCGGUGACGAGAAAUCCCCGGUCGUUCAUCUGAUGAACUUGCAGGACGAAGUCGAGCGACAACCUAUCUACAACAUCCACGGCAGGAUCGAGGGAAUGGAAGAGCGUGACAAGAAGAUCGUUGUUGGCAACCACCGGGAUUCGUGGUGCAUGGGUAGUGUCGAUCCUGGUAGUGGCACUGCUGCUUUCCUGGAGGUCGUACGAGCCUUCGGCGAGUUGCUCACCUACGGGUGGCGUCCGCUUCGCACCAUCGAAUUUGUCAGCUGGGAUGGAGAGGAGUACAAUCUCAUCGGCUCAACCGAACAUGUCGAGAACGAGAUCGAUGAGCUCCGCGCCAAUGCCUUUGCCUACCUGAAUGUCGAUGUGGGCGUCGCCGGGCCGAAUUUCCGUGUUUCGGCAUCACCGGUUUUUGAGCGUACUGUGCUACAGAUUUUGAGCCGUAUCUCAGACCCCUAUGCCAACGCGACGUUGAAAGACCUCUGGGAUCAAAAAGGCUCCAAGAUCGCCCCGCUGGGCGCCGGGAGUGAUUAUGUUGCGUUCCAGGAUAUCGCUGGCACCUCGAGCAUUGACUUUGGAUUUGACGGCGAGCCCUAUCCCUACCACAGCUGCUACGAAACCUAUGAUUGGAUGGUCAAACAUGUCGAUCCUGACUUUCAAUAUCACAAGAUCUUAGCUCAGUUUUGGGGCCUGCUCCUGCUUGACCUUUCUGAGAAUGCCAUGCUUCCUUUCGACCUUGAAGCUUAUGGCAACUCCAUGAGCAGAUGGGUCCAGGAUUUGGACAAAUUCGCCAAAUCGAAGAAGGCCGCAGUGAACAUGGAACCUAUGUUCAAAGCUGCGGCUGAGAUGACAGCCAACGCUAUUCAAUUCGAAUCCUGGAACAAGAUCUGGCAUGAUACUGUUUGGGGUAUGGGUGGGUAUGAAAGCAAUGUCAUGGCAGUUCAGCGCGUGAACCACAAUGCUCGAAUGGCUGCUUUCGAUACGAAUCUACUUGAUCUGGAAAAAGGCGGAGGUAUUCCCAAUCGCACACAAUUCCGACACGUCGUCUUCGGUCCAGAGUUGUGGUCUGGCUAUGACGCCUCACUCUUCCCUGCAAUUCGGGAUAGCAUCAACACAGGGAACUGGACCUUGACUCAAUAUUGGAUCGACCGCGUCGCCAAUAUUAUCCACCACGCCAGCGACAAGCUGCUCCACUAA
Penicillium bovifimosum is the source of this 2577-nucleotide messenger RNA. RefSeq names its product M28 family metallopeptidase. The coding region runs from base 1 to 2577 and encodes 858 amino acids. NCBI's taxonomy places the organism in Eukaryota, Fungi, Ascomycota, Eurotiomycetes, Eurotiales, Aspergillaceae. Gene Ontology annotation, molecular function: carboxypeptidase activity. The record is from RefSeq and is a predicted model, not a curated record. The transcript has 2 exons.